Macrosiphum euphorbiae (potato aphid) is the source of this 294-nucleotide messenger RNA. NCBI's taxonomy places the organism in Eukaryota, Metazoa, Arthropoda, Insecta, Hemiptera, Aphididae. The record is from the annotation of a GenBank genome assembly.
AUGGGCAUAUCCAGAGAACGCAUCAAGGAGAGAACAAAUAGUUAUAAACAGAUCCAGAAUAGGCCAUUCCCAUAUCACGCACUCAUAUCUGAUAACCAAGGAAACCCCCCCCCCUUGUGUGACACAUGUAAAACUCCCCUUACAAUGGCACACAUCAUUAUUGUCUGCCCCAAAUUCUCAACCGCACGUUUCCUGCUCAACAAUCCAAGGUCAAUUGAAGAAGCCCUCAGUCAACAGAACUCCGACAACAUUUUCAAAUUUUUUAAAAAAAUAGAACUUGACAAAAAACUGUAA